UAUUUACGUCGUUCCUGCAGUAGACAGGUAGCGACAGGCUUGUAAAAUGCCGGAACCAGCUAAAUCCGCUCCUGCUCCGAAGAAGGGCUCCAAGAAAGCCGUCACCAAGACGCAGAAGAAGGGUGACAAGAAACGUAGAAAGACUAGGAAGGAGAGCUACUCGAUCUACGUGUACAAGGUGCUGAAGCAGGUGCACCCCGACACGGGCAUCUCGUCCAAGGCCAUGGGCAUCAUGAACUCCUUCGUCAACGACAUCUUCGAGCGCAUCGCCGGCGAGGCCUCGCGCCUGGCGCACUACAACAAGCGCUCCACCAUCACCUCGCGGGAGAUCCAGACGGCCGUGCGGCUCCUGCUGCCCGGCGAGCUGGCCAAGCACGCCGUCUCGGAGGGCACCAAGGCUGUCACCAAGUACACCAGCUCCAAGUAAAUCUCUGAAGGAUCGUCUAACCCAAAGGCUCUUUUAAGAGCCACCCACAUUUUCAGUAAAAGAGUCGUUCACACUGA
Harpia harpyja (harpy eagle) is the source of this 504-nucleotide messenger RNA. RefSeq names its product histone H2B 8. The coding region runs from base 47 to 427 and encodes 126 amino acids. The record is from RefSeq and is a predicted model, not a curated record. The transcript has a single exon. Gene Ontology annotation, molecular function: protein heterodimerization activity; DNA binding; structural constituent of chromatin. Gene Ontology annotation, cellular component: nucleosome. Lineage: Eukaryota; Metazoa; Chordata; Aves; Accipitriformes; Accipitridae.